CUCCGGCUAUGGCAAGGUGGACGGGAGAUGAGGCGGGUUUGGCUUUGGACCCGGGGGCUGGGGUUGUGGCCGUCGUUCUCUCUUCUUCUGAGACGGUUUUGUAUAUUCUGCGACCGAUGUUGGUUACCUGGGGCCGUCCACCUGAUUCGAACCCAAACCCAGAAUUUCUAUAUCGGCUCCUGCCAAUUAAGCCCUUCCGGUUCCGGAAUAUUGAGGAGUAUAAAUCAAUCUGGAUAUAACUGCCCAAUUCAAUGGAAGCUCGGAAGCGCACCAAUUGAGCCCCCCCACUGUCCACUCCUACCUCACCGGUCAGCGCGGCAACGGCCCGAUCGCGCCGUGCGGUGUUCGGCGCCGCUCUCCCUCCGGCCUCGCCCCCCACCUUCUCUCGCCGUUCGCCGCCACAGAGACCAUACACGCUCGGGUUUGUCGCCAGAGUGGAUGUGGUGCGAGGAGGCCAAGAGGAGGGAACGCGGGGAGCUGAGCGCGCGGCGCUUCCAGGCCCUCGCCCGCUCGCGCCGCGCCGCCUCGCUCGCGCUCUCCAACCGCAAGGAGAUCGCGACCCCGCACCACGGCGCCGUCAACUCCCUCCAGGUUGAUUUGACAGAGGGGAGGUACCUGCUCUCGGGCGCAUCGGAUGGGUCGGCUGCGAUCUUCGAUGUGAAGAAUGCCACGGAAUAUGAAGCCGGGUUCAUAGCCAAGCACAGGAGCAUCCUGCUUGUGGACAGGCAGCAUGAGCAUGGCCACAAGUUCGUAGUCUCGAAGGCCAUUUGGUAUCCUGUGGACACUGGUCUGUUUGUUACCGCGUCCUUUGAUACCUAUGUCAAAGUUUGGGAUACCAAUUCCACUCAAGUAGUCAUGGAUUUUAAGAUGCCUGGAAAAGUGUACAGUGCUGCUAUGUCUCCAAUUGCCACAACUCAUAUGCUCAUCGCUACUGGAAGUGCAGAUGUUCAGGUCCGAUUGUGUGACAUUGCUUCUGGAGCCUUUACCCACACGUUGUCUGGUCAUCAUGAUGGUAUCAUGUCUUUGGAGUGGUCUACCUCAAGCGAGUGGAUUUUGAUGAGUGGUGGCUGCGAUGGAGCAAUACGUUUUUGGGACAUAAGACGAGCCGGAUGCUUCCUUGCCCUCGAUCAGUCACGAUCUCAGCUAGGAAGACGACCUCCUUUUCUUGAUAGAACCAUAGAAGUAUGCUUGCUGUUACCCAUUUCUUCAGACUUUUUGCUCACAGUGCUAACACAGGACUGCCUCCAGGAUCAUAAGAACACAUUAGGGCCUUCGACUUCUUCAAAGAAUUACUCAGUUCAGCAGAGGACUGGAAAUCGUAAGAAGCAGUCAAAAACACUACACAGAAGUCAAACCCCAACACGUGGACAUGUGCAGCAGAGAGUGCAUCCUGGUAUGUCAUCCAGUCAAAAUCGUACAAUAGCUCAUUAUGGUGCUAUUACAGGAUUGAAAACAACUACAGAUGGGAUGCACCUACUUAGCUCAGGAUCUGAUUCCCGUUUAAAAUUAUGGGAUAUCGAUUCAGGCUGCAAUACCUUGGUCAACUUUGAAGCUACGCGAUUGCAAACUAGCAAGCCACUGCAACUAGCAGUCACUGAGGACCCAUCACUUGUGUUCGUUCCAUGCAUGGCAAGCAUCAAGGCAUACAAUAUAUGGUCUGGUACAAUGUUUCAAACAUUCCGGGGGCAUUACGAUGAUGUGAAUUGCUGCUAUUAUAGCUCACAAGACCAGGAACUCUAUACUGGAAGCAAUGAUAGACAAAUUCUUGUGUGGUCUCCGUCGACUCCAGCUUUUACUGAAAUGGAAGAUGAUGAGAAGCCGCAAGGGUUUUUUGCUGCUGACGUGGAUAACUGGAGUGACUGAUAAUUUACGAGUACAUCGUGUAUACUAAGAUACUAACAACAAGAUUGACAUGAGGAUGUUAAGUGCUAUCAAAGCCAGGACUCUUGUUAAAUAUUACACUCAACUCUUGUUAAAUAUUACACUCUGUUGAUGGCUCCCCAAAUUCUGCAUCGGAAUUUGUAAGGAGCAAACGUCCGCACUUACGUCUACCGGGGCGAACACUCUGUUGUCCGUCUGAUCGGGAAAAGCGUGGCUAUGAUCGUGCCACGUGUCUUAUGGCAACUUGCCCUGUGUAAAUGCACGUGUAGUUCUAUGGCAGAUUAGCGGUGGCAAUACUACCUGGGGUUGACAACUUUAGCCAGUCGCGUGGCAAGAAUAGGGAGGGCAUUGGGUGACAAUGAGAGUUUUUUUUUGCGGUUGACGAUGAGAGUUGGUUGUACAUUAUCAUUUAUGUUUUGAUAGCUAUUUGAAACAUAAGUUGUUAGACACUAUCUCUAAAAGGAGUAUUAUGUUCAUGUU
This is a messenger RNA of Brachypodium distachyon (stiff brome), 2361 nucleotides long. Its product is annotated as DNA excision repair protein ERCC-8. The coding region runs from base 28 to 1863 and encodes 611 amino acids. Gene Ontology annotation, biological process: protein polyubiquitination; proteasome-mediated ubiquitin-dependent protein catabolic process; transcription-coupled nucleotide-excision repair. Gene Ontology annotation, molecular function: protein binding. The record is from RefSeq and is a predicted model, not a curated record. NCBI's taxonomy places the organism in Eukaryota, Viridiplantae, Streptophyta, Magnoliopsida, Poales, Poaceae. Gene Ontology annotation, cellular component: nucleotide-excision repair complex; Cul4A-RING E3 ubiquitin ligase complex. The transcript is spliced from 10 exons.